Messenger RNA from Mycetomoellerius zeteki, 1299 nucleotides. Its product is annotated as CG1567-like. The coding region runs from base 15 to 1277 and encodes 420 amino acids. The transcript is spliced from 7 exons. Gene Ontology annotation, cellular component: membrane. NCBI's taxonomy places the organism in Eukaryota, Metazoa, Arthropoda, Insecta, Hymenoptera, Formicidae. Gene Ontology annotation, biological process: cell communication; motor neuron axon guidance. The record is from RefSeq and is a predicted model, not a curated record.
GAAGUCAAGCCACGAUGAUGAUACCACUGCUAUUCGCCGUCUUUCUGGUCAACUUUCCUCAUCAACUUGCACAAUCGAACGCGAACAAUGGAUUAAUCAGGAUUGCUGCAGUGUUAGGAGCCUCCGUGCUGCCCGUCGGACUCGCUGCCGGGCCCAGAUAUGUUCCAAAAUGGAAAAAGCAAGCGUGCGAAAUACCAGCAUCUCAACACCCGAAUUCGCAUUAUAUUUGCGAUGAAGCUGGUGAAGUGAAAUGUUUGCCAGGAUGGACUGGAGAUCUCUGUGAUGUACCAAUUUGCCGCAAGGGUUGUGAUCCCCUUCAAGGCUACUGUCGGCGACCAGGAGAAUGUCGUUGUAAGUUAGGUUUCUACGGCGAACUGUGCGACAAAUGUGUGGCUUUACCAGGAUGUCAGCAUGGAAGAUGUAACGUGAGCUUCGAGUGCUCCUGCGAUCCCGGUUGGAAAGGCAUGUUUUGCUCUGAGCCCAUUUGCGCGCCCGACUGCCUCUCCAGUCAGGGUUACUGCGACAAACCCGGCGACUGCAGAUGUCGUUUCGGGUGGCAAGGCCCCAAAUGCAAACAGUGCGCGGUUCUGCCGGGUUGUGUUCAUGGGACCUGUCAAGGGCCCCUCGAGUGUCGAUGCGAUCCAGGUUGGACCGGACUGCUUUGUCAAACACCGAUCUGCGCGCAAGGAUGUAGCCGGGAUCACGGUAGCUGCAGGCAACCAAACACGUGUAGAUGCCGCGUCGGCUGGACGGGACCCAAUUGCACCGAAUGUGUAUCAUACCCUGGAUGCGUGCAUGGAUCAUGUAAACGACCAUGGGAGUGUCGAUGUGAAUCCGGCUGGGCUGGUGAUCUAUGUAACGAAAAGCUGACUUAUUGCGAUGAGCAUCCCGAUAUUUGUCGAAAUAACGCUACUUGCAUCAGCAUGACUCAUGAGGACGGUGAUUAUAGAUGCAUCUGUCCCCUGGGCUACAUGGGCCGACAGUGCCAGAUAAAAACUAUGAUACCAUCGAUGGAACUGGUACCACCGAUGCCCGAUGUCACUAUGGAAUUGUCACAAGACGUUCAAGACCUCGGGGAUAAACCAAGUAUCGAAGAAAUUUCGAACGAAGAUAAAUACGGGGAAAAACCUUCUAAAGAAGAACAGACCGUGGAACCUCUUGGGCCCAUUAUAAUCACCGAUCCACCGACCACUAGUACCAUAGAUCCAGCUGCGACUGCGGGGAAAUGGCCGAUAGAAGAAGCAACAACUGAAAGAGACGACGAGAACGAGACAUAAAAUUGAAUAAUUGUCUGAAAGU